GAAAUCCUGCUGGUCACCGCAAUUGAUUGAUCAUAAUAGUGUCCUGGCCCCCUGCCAGCUGCCCCCGUGGGCCUUUUGUUUCUUUCCCUUUCUUUCCUUUCCCUUCAGGUCCCGCUGGCCCUCCAAGAGCCGUCCAUUGCAGUUCGUCUUCGCGUCCGCAAUGUCCGACUCGCAUCGUCAGAGCCAGUAUCUGCUGCCAGACGCCUCGAGGGCGGACUCGCCGGCCCCCGACCUGAUCUCGCCCGAGCACGAAGGCGCCACCGCGUUCUGGAGCCCGUUGGGCCGCCAUCCGUCCGUCGAUCGAGGAUAUCUGAACGAGUCGCCGCACGAUCCGGCCUCGCAGCCGGCCAUCGGGCUCGGAAUCACCUCGCAUGCCCCAUCGACGACGCCCUCUACCCUCCCCUCACGCGAUGCCUCGCCCGCUCCGCCGGUAGCCUCGACGACGACGCGAGAACCGGCGCCCGACGACAGCCCCGGGUGUCGACAUGCCUCACAGGCAACCCUGGUCGCGCCGAUGAUGAAAUGCCCCACGCAGCGAGGCAUUCAGCAGCGCCGUCUGUCGUGGGUGCCACUGACCAUCCUGACACUGGCCGUUUACGCCACCAUUCUGUCGGGCAUUUAUCUGGUCAUCGCCCUGGUGCGACCGCGAUACGGGCGAGCCAUUGGCGAAGACGGCGCGGUGGUGCCGGCGACUGCGACGCUACUGAGUGCUUUGUUCGCGAAAACCAUCGAGUUGGCGUAUGUGACGGUGUGCGUCGCGUUUCUGGGCCAGGUGCUGAGUCGGAGGGCGUUGACACAGGGCUCGCGUGGCAUCACCAUCUCGGACAUGAGCAUGCGUUCGUGGAUCAUGCAGCCGGGCGCGUUGAUAGUGCACUGGGAGACGUUGCGCUACUCGGCAGCCACUGUGCUGGGCGCCAUCACGCUGACGGCCACCCUCGUGGCGAUGCUGUAUACCACGGCCGCAGAAGCCCUCGUGUCCCCCAAGCUGCGGAUGGGACCGUUGCAGGACCGUCUGCUGGCUGGCAACGUGUCGACCACCUUUGCCAAUCCCUUCUACCUCGCCGAUACCUGUCCGGCCCUGAUUCACAAGGACCAAGACCCCGACUACCAGGGAACGACAUGUCUGGACAUGCAGCAUGUUGGCCAGGCCUACCACAACUACCAGAUGUAUCUGAGUCAAUGGGGCGCACGCAGCAACACCUCAUACAACGUUGAACAUCGUCCACUGCCGACGGGCUCAUUGCACGACAACACGACACUGACGGGCAGCUGGAUCGAACGCACAAACCUGACGGAGCUCUCGCAGAAGCACGGCCGGCUGGUCAACAACGUCACGGCGGCGAUGCCGCACGGGGGCAUUCUCAGCGUCACGUCGUACGACGCCAACAAGCUGCCCGACCCGCAGUCGCUCUCGGGAGAGGGCAAUUUCGAACUGGAGGCGUCGGUACUGGCGCCGGCCGUCAACGUGCUCUGCGUCGGGAUGACCAAGUCGGAGCUGAAGCCGCUGGUCUACAACGAGUGGCCCGAUGUGGGCGACAAAUUCGACGCUGUCAAAUGGACCAACGAUCCGCCGGACAACAUCCCCGUGUAUCCCAGCUGGCUUAACAGCACCGUCGUCGACGACCUGUUCGGCUGGGGCCCCACGUAUGGCCAGCGUCCGCCAGUGUUUGGCAAGCUGCCACGCCCCUACAACACGCUGUUGAACACCACCGGCCGCUAUCCUGCCGACAGCAUCUACCUGCUGGGCGCCACCGCGGACGGUUCGAAUCCCCCCUACGUGCUGUGUGCCCUGAAGGCCAAGCAGAGUCCACGCUGUGCCACGCAGUACAACGCCACGGCCAGCGGAUCGCAGCUGAGCACGCGGUGCGAGGACUCGUCCAAUCCGUUGCAGCUGAAUCACCGCCGGCCCAACGCCCCCGACGCGCAGUGGGAGCCCGACUGGAAAAACAUCGCGUCCGAGUGGGCGAUGUCGCUGAGUCUGGGGACCGGCAUCACCGACAGCCAGGCCAGCAAUGCGCGCCUGCUGAUGCAGUUGGUGCCCUUGGGCAUGGCUCUGGAUCCCACGCUCCCCUCGGUGGCGGAAGCGCUGGCCGUGCUGGCGGGCAGCACGCUGAUCAUGAGUUCCACCAGCACUCCCUUCGAGCCUGGCUGGAACUCGUCCGAGGCGUCGCUGGCGACGCCCGUGCCACAGUCCUUUCCGGCGCACGUUCGCUCGAUUGGAUACGCGUCGGGCAGCUCGCAGCGGUGGCAGGGGGUGUUCUACGUGAUCCUGGUAUUUGCCUUCAUCACCAGUGCCAUCUGCCUGGCCUUCAUGCUGUUUGAGGUGCGCGGCCGGCAGGUCACCGACUUCACCGAUCCGCAGAAUCUCUUCACGCUGGCCAUGAACAGCCCGGCCACGCCGCGUCUGCAAGGGGCCUGCGGUGCCGGUCCGCAGGGGCCGCAAUUGAAGGAAAGGUGGGUGGUGGCCAUGGAGGAGGACCACGAGCAUUAUUACCUACGGACGCCAGGCGAGGAUCCCCUGGGACCGCCUAAAAGAACGAUGACGGCGACAUCGAUGGCGUCGUUCGAGGUCGAGGACCCCAAGACGGUCAGUCCGGCCAUGGAUGAGUAUCGGCAGCUGUCGACGCAGCGCAGCUUUCUGUCGAGAUUCUAUUAGCAUAGCGUGUUUGAAUAGAAAACUACUUAAUGAUCUAAUGAUAAUCUGCUGCUUGCAACAAG
Aspergillus steynii IBT 23096 is the source of this 2718-nucleotide messenger RNA. RefSeq lists its product as uncharacterized. The record is from RefSeq and is a predicted model, not a curated record. NCBI's taxonomy places the organism in Eukaryota, Fungi, Ascomycota, Eurotiomycetes, Eurotiales, Aspergillaceae. Bases 161 to 2656 code for a protein of 831 amino acids. The transcript is spliced from 2 exons.